GUGGUGAAAACAGACGAGAGACCAGUCCGACUAGUCCAACCAGUCCGACCAGUCCAGACCAGACAUGGCAGCCGAUCUGGCAGCGACGGCACUGGAGGACACCGAGGAAGUUCAUCCAUCAGACUUUGAGUUGCUUCAGGAUCACGUCGGGAAUAUCCCGAAGAGACAUGCGCGGGUCACCGUUAAGUACAACCGGAAGGAGCUGCAGAGGCGGCUGGACGUGGAGAAGUGGAUCGAUGAGAGCCUGGACCGGCUCUACUCGGGUCAGGGAGGUGAUAUGCCAGAGGAGGUGAACAUUGAUGACUUGCUUGACCUGCCUAAUGAUGAGGAGAGAGCCAAACAGUUACAGGAGCUUCUUCAAAAGUGCAGUAACAGCACAGAGAGCUUCAUCAGAGAGCUGCUGGAGAAGCUGGAGGGCGUUCACAAGCAGGAGGAGCUGCAGAGCAAAGGCAUCGAGCAUCCGGUGAUCUGCCACAGCCACUACCGCCAUGAGCCCUACCACUUUAACAACCCCCGGCAACAGCAACACUCCCACCACACCCGGGGCCAGAACCAGACCCUCUGACAACCCCCCCCCCCCCCCCCCCCGGUGGACCAAGAUACGCUGCAUACGCCGUCAGUUCUAUUGGACUAUGCAAGAAAAGAGAAAAAAAACACACUAAUUAAGACACUUUAUCUUGUGCCUGGUAACAUCACAGUGAAUGAAGCCACUGCUCCUGGCUAAGGUAUAAAAACACAACCACACUGUUUAUAUUUCCAAAAAUGUCAGACUAUUCCUUUUAACCACUUGUUUAAACAGCUAUUUGUGACUUAGCUCGUGGGUAGAUAAUUGGCCAAGGAGAGGAAGACAUCAAAUUGGAAUCCAUUUACAAUCUAGGUGCAAAGGCCAUUUAACACACACAGUAAGUGAUCAUACAGGAAGAAAUACAUUGUAGAAAUAAUAAUAUUAUAAAAGAGCUUUCAUUUGCAGCACCAAAACCUGUGACUCUCAUUGUUACUAGACUGGAAAAAGCUAUAACCAAAAACUAAACUAUACCUCUCUUAACUUUAGAAUAGCAUCCUGCUACAUAUAGAUCAGCCACUGAUUUACACUGCAAGCAUAGCUGCACCACGUUUUAGAUAACACAGCCAGAUUACAUGCAUAUGACUUAAUAUCUGUUGAAUGUCUGAUUGUAGAAAAGUUAUUUAUGAUUACAGGACAUGGAGAUAGAUCCAGCACACCAGUAUGAUGUAACAAAGGAAAUGAUCCUGUUGCAUUGCUUACACACUGUAGCUUUAAUAUUUUACUGUUGUUCAUGCUUUAUGUUUUUCAGCUGUAUCAUUACUACAUAUUCAAUUUGGUCAGUAUACAUUCAAUACAUUUUGAUUCUGCAAAGAGAGCUGGUCCUUUGCAGGAAUUGCUAAUAAAACGAUUGCUUUCAC
Molecule: messenger RNA, 1422 nt
Organism: Etheostoma cragini (Arkansas darter)
Lineage: Eukaryota; Metazoa; Chordata; Actinopteri; Perciformes; Percidae
Gene: ppp1r14aa
Product: protein phosphatase 1, regulatory (inhibitor) subunit 14Aa
Exons: 5
Coding region: 65-565 (166 amino acids)
Biological process (GO): regulation of phosphorylation
Cellular component (GO): cytoplasm
Molecular function (GO): protein serine/threonine phosphatase inhibitor activity
Source: RefSeq, a predicted model, not a curated record